AGAGCCGCUGAUUGGUCGCAGGCCGCCGUGACGUCGGCGGGCGCUGCAUUAAGGCGAGGGGGCUUCCAGAGCUCAGCCAACAGCCAGGAGCAGUGACCGAGCCGCAGGAGCUGGGGAGAGACACGCCGGGGCGGCGGUCUGGGCCAGGAGACCAGGGACAGAGGGACGCUUGUCCGGGGACAGCCAGCAACGAACCGCGGCCCGGGCAGCGACAGCGGCGGCCUGUGCGGAGCUGUUCCAGUCGCACAGAACUGUAGCCGCUGCACUAGGACGUUUUUUGAAAGCUCUCCAAUCUACUCCCCCUCCCCCCGACUCCUCCCGCUGCAAAAGGAAAAAAAAAAAAAGGAAGGAAGGAAAGAGGCUAGAAAGGAAACUCAGAUUUGCCACCACAACGAAAAAAGAGGGGAAAAGGAAAAGAAAAAGUCGAGCGACUGUGGGGUUGGAAGCAGGCAGCCGGAGCGUGGGCCGAGCGAUGCGGGGCUGCGCGCCCAGGCGGCCGCAAGUUGAGACUGGAGCCACGAUGCACGGCCAGGCGCGGUGAGGAGCCAGACCUUAUCACCUCCCUGAAGGAGUCCAGGCGCAGGGAGGGCCAUCCCGAGAACACGGAGGCCGCCAGGCAGGCCACGGGCCGAGGUGACGGGGCUAGGGCGGUGGGGAGCGAGCGAGCGCACCUGGCUGCGUACGCCCGGAGUUGUCCCUCUCCGUUCUCGAUCGACACAAACACUUCUCCAAAAGGGGGGAAACCUAAGCAACAACAACAAUCAACAACGAGAUCUUCCUCCCGCCCUCCCCUCCCUCCCUCCCGCCUCGGCCUGCCCCCUCCCCCUCCCCCAGGCCCACCGCGGGCGCCCAGCUUGUCCCGACCCGCUGCGCGAUGCCGGCAGUUUAGGAUCCAAAGCUUCUCUACUCGUUUUGUUCUUUUCUUUUAUAAAAAGAGGAGGGGAAAUCCCGGCGGCAGGCAGCCCGGCACACACACACACUCGCCCUCAUACCCCGACAAAAGCAGAUGCACUUUGACUUCUGACAGCUCUACCUCAAGCCGGAGAGAACUCAGCGGCGCUUUCCUCGCAACCCGAACUCGCCGCGUCGUCCUCUUCCUUCUUCGUCUCCGUUUUAUUUAUUUAUUUCCGUUCGCGUCGCCGUUCUCGGUGACCUUCAGUCCUCCGCGGGCUCUGGGCAGAAGAGUCGCUUUCUCGCCCGCCUGAGAGUCUUUUCCUCGCCCCAGGAGGUGCGGCGGCGCUGCCGUGCCCCGGGGCCCUGGGACUCCCGGGCUGCACACUCCACCAAGGCGCCCCCCACCCCCCAUCAGCCUCGUUUCCCACCUUCUGAUUUCCUGGUGCGGGUUUUGGCUUGCACCGCCGAGUGUGUCUCCUCUUUUUGGAGGGGCUGGGGAGCUCGUGCCGGUCGUCUUCGGGAAUCAUCCCCUCGGCUCUAUCUGCUCUUCUCCCUCCGGGCCUCACCUGACCAAACCAAAGACCAUGGUGCACUGUGCCGGCUGCAAAAGGCCCAUCUUGGACCGCUUCCUCUUGAACGUGCUGGACAGGGCCUGGCAUGUCAAGUGCGUCCAGUGCUGUGAAUGUAAAUGCAACCUGACCGAGAAGUGCUUCUCCCGGGAAGGCAAGCUCUACUGCAAGAACGACUUCUUCCGGUGUUUCGGUACCAAAUGCGCGGGCUGCGCGCAGGGCAUCUCCCCCAGCGACCUGGUGCGGAGAGCGCGGAGCAAAGUGUUUCACCUAAACUGCUUCACCUGCAUGAUGUGUAACAAGCAGCUCUCCACUGGCGAGGAGCUCUACAUCAUCGACGAGAACAAGUUCGUCUGCAAAGAGGAUUACCUAAGCAACAGCAGUGUCGCCAAAGAGAACAGCCUCCACUCGGCCACCACGGGCAGUGACCCCAGUUUGUCUCCAGACUCCCAAGACCCGUCGCAGGAUGACGCCAAGGACUCGGAGAGCGCUAACGUAUCGGACAAGGAAGGGGGCAGCAAUGAGAAUGACGACCAGAACCUGGGCGCCAAGCGGCGGGGGCCGCGCACGACCAUCAAAGCCAAGCAGCUGGAGACGCUGAAGGCCGCCUUCGCAGCUACGCCCAAGCCCACGCGCCACAUCCGCGAGCAGCUGGCUCAGGAGACUGGCCUCAACAUGCGCGUCAUCCAGGUCUGGUUCCAGAACCGUCGCUCCAAGGAACGGAGGAUGAAGCAGCUGAGCGCGCUGGGCGCCCGGCGCCACGCCUUCUUCCGCAGUCCGCGCCGGAUGCGGCCGCUCGUGGACCGCUUGGAGCCGGGCGAGCUGAUCCCCAACGGGCCCUUCUCCUUCUACGGAGAUUACCAGAGCGAGUACUACGGGCCCGGGGGCAACUACGACUUCUUCCCGCAAGGCCCGCCAUCCUCGCAGGCUCAGACGCCGGUGGACCUGCCCUUUGUCCCGUCAUCCGGGCCGUCCGGGACGCCCCUGGGCGGCCUGGAGCACCCGCUGCCCGGCCACCACCCAUCGAGCGAGGCGCAGCGGUUCACCGACAUCCUGGCGCAUCCCCCCGGGGACUCGCCCAGUCCGGAGCCCAGCCUACCGGGGCCUCUACACUCAAUGUCGGCUGAGGUCUUCGGGCCCAGCCCGCCUUUCUCGUCGCUGUCCGUCAAUGGCGGGGCGAGCUACGGGAACCACCUGUCUCACCCCCCUGAAAUGAACGAGGCGGCCGUGUGGUAGCGGGGUCUGGCACGGUCCGCAGAGUUCGUGGUUGUACAGAAAUGAACCUUUAUUUAAGACAAAUAGAAAAAAGAAAAAAAAAC
Messenger RNA from Ceratotherium simum simum (southern white rhinoceros), 2782 nucleotides. It is a transcript of the gene LHX1, whose product is annotated as LIM homeobox 1. Lineage: Eukaryota; Metazoa; Chordata; Mammalia; Perissodactyla; Rhinocerotidae. Gene Ontology annotation, biological process: regulation of transcription by RNA polymerase II; neuron differentiation. The record is from RefSeq and is a predicted model, not a curated record. Gene Ontology annotation, cellular component: nucleus. Gene Ontology annotation, molecular function: zinc ion binding; RNA polymerase II transcription regulatory region sequence-specific DNA binding; DNA-binding transcription factor activity, RNA polymerase II-specific.